Rotaria sordida is the source of this 342-nucleotide messenger RNA. Lineage: Eukaryota; Metazoa; Rotifera; Eurotatoria; Philodinida; Philodinidae. The record is from the annotation of a GenBank genome assembly.
AUGUUUGAUCGCUUCACACCAACAAUAAAUAAUCAUGAUAAUGAAUUGAAUCUUGACGAUGAAGACGAAGAUAAUGAAGAGGAUAAUAGUGAUAGUAUUGACAGCAUUCUCAUUGAUGAUGAAAAAGCAAAUGAUAUUAUUGGUGGUCAACAAGAUGGAGAUAAUGAUAGUACAACGACGAUAAAAGCAAAUUUUUAUGAUAUGAAAAUUUGUGAGGAAAUUGAACCACGUCAACAAGAUGCUUAUUUCAAGGUACAAAUUAAUGUUGUUAAAAAAGCUGUUAGCACAAUUCUUGUAAGAUUAAAGCCUGAAACGCGAUCGAUCUGCUUAGGUGAUAAAUGA